Priapulus caudatus is the source of this 4450-nucleotide messenger RNA. RefSeq names its product contactin-like. NCBI's taxonomy places the organism in Eukaryota, Metazoa, Priapulida, Priapulimorpha, Priapulimorphida, Priapulidae. The transcript has 3 exons. Gene Ontology annotation, cellular component: axon; plasma membrane. Gene Ontology annotation, molecular function: protein binding. Gene Ontology annotation, biological process: cell-cell adhesion; axon guidance. The coding region runs from base 285 to 3998 and encodes 1237 amino acids. The record is from RefSeq and is a predicted model, not a curated record.
UUGCGCAGGUGGGGUGUGGCAUAGCAGCCAGUAUCGCCGCGCCAUUGUCACGCAAACAGGAUUUUCACCUGUGCUGUUCACUUGUUCGGCGUGUGUUUUGCGAACAUAUCCAACUGACUCAGUGACUGUGUGGAGACGCAAUCUCGUAGCUUUGCCGUUUUGGUUGUUUUUAACGAUAUUCGAUAAUUAAUCUACUCUUAGAGCUGAUGUUGCCUGUGGUGUGACUGCAGUGCAACCGUGCGCACUACACACAACAAAUUUCGACGAAAAAAUCGGAUACUACCAUGAAGAUUCUGCUGUUGAUGACGGCGGUGGCUCUUCUGCUAAUACAAGCAUCAGUGACCGAUGCAAGGAUAGAAUUACAGGGUAGCAAGGAAUUCGCCAACGAGCGGGAAUGUCCGCCCGGCUGGGUCGACUUCCCUCAAGGCUUCACCUGCUACAAGUUCUCCGUCGCUCCACCGCUGGACUACCAACGCUCGGCCGAGCUGUGCCAGCGCUACAAUUCGCACCUCCUCUCCGUCGACAGCAAGAUGGAACACGACUUCAUCGCCGACUGGCUGUACAACAACGAUCCGCAGAAGAAGGAGUGGUACACGGGCGGGAGAGGCGGCGACCCGGACUGGCGCUGGGAGCAGUACCUCCUCCAGGUCCCUUUCUCCUUCAAGGACGGAUGGCUUCGCUACGAUGAACACGAGCCGCGAAACAACUUCGGCGACACGCUCAUCUACCGCUUCAAGACAGGCGCGUGGGGCUGGGACCGCGCCGACGCCAUCUACCAGCGACCGUUCAUCUGCGAGAUACGCAAGGUCGACCUCGACGAGAUGGACAUCGUGUACCGCGGCUACGACUACGGCGUCGUCGUGCGCGACCCCGAGCGCAUACCGCACGGCCCGCGAUUCAUCGAACAGCCGGACAACAUCAUCUACGACACGGAGUCCGUCGAGAAGUUCGUGACGCUCGUCUGCGCGGCCGACGCGUACCCGUACCCGACCUACAAGUGGUACAAGGACGACAGCCGCACGGAGAUCGAGAUCAACGUUCUGCAGGACCCGCGCUACACGCAGACGAACGGACAGCUGACGAUCCACAUGCCGGACCGCGACAAGGACUCCGGCGUCUACUACUGCGCGACGACGAACGACUUCGGCACGGUGUGGAGUUCGCGCAUCCAGCUCGAGUUUGGCUUCCUCAACGACUUCACGGCGGAUGAGCGGCAGCCCGUCGCCGCGUACCUCCACGUCGGCGCCGUCAUCGAGUGCCGCCCUCCGGCACACUUCCCUGACGUCAACUACUACUGGUUCAAGAACGCGUUGCCGGAGUUCGUGCCGCAGGGUCCCAACAUCUUCGCGUCGCAGAAGGGGAACCUCUACUUCAGCAAGGUGGUCGAGGCGGACCGCGCCGCCUACAUCUGUUUGGUGCAGAGCUCGGUGGCGACGUCCGGCGUCAACAGCGUCGGAAAGACGAGCCGAGACAUCCGGCUACAGGUGCGCACGAACAACGCGGCGACGGAGCGUGAGCCGCAGAUCGAGGUCGGCUUCCCGGCCAUCUUCCCCGGCGCGCCGCUAUUGGGCGACAACGUCCGCCUCGAGUGUUUCGCGCACGGCGACCCGAUCCCGCGCUACAACUGGACGCGUGUCGGCGGCCCGCUGCCGCCGAAGCAUUACAAGCUCAGCUACGACAAGGUGCUGGUCGUGCCGAACGUUCAGCCGAGCGACGAGGGCAUCUACGUCUGCGAGGCGUCGAACACGAAGGGCAAGAAGGAAGAGCGCGUUCUGCUGACGAUCGCGUCGCGGCCCAUCUACACUCUGCCGCUCGAGGACCUUCACGUCGACGUCGGCAGCACCGUCACGAUGACGUGCGAGGCGUUCGGCCGGCCGGAGGUCAGCUACCGCUGGCUGCGCAACGGCCAGGAGAUGAACCCGGCGACGGUGACCGACACACGCUUCUCGUUUGACCGCGUUGGCACGCUCGUGACGCUGACGGUGACGGGCGUGACGCCGCGCGACAGCGGCAUGUACCAGUGCGAGUCGCGCAACGUGCACGGCGUGCGGUACUCCUCCGCGCAGCUCCGCGUCCUCGCGCUCGCUCCCACCUUCGCCAAGCAUCCGCUCCCCAACAGCCUGUUCGGCGCCGUCAAGGGCAACCUGACGAUCUCGUGCGCGCCGGAGGCAGCGCCCUCGCCCGUCUACACAUGGAAGCAGAACGGACAGAGCUUCGCCGACGACGGCCGCCGCCGCAUCCUGCCGGACGGCACCCUGAUCGUGACGGACGUGCGUCGCUCGGACGAGGGUCAGUACGAGUGCGAGGCCGAGAACGCGUUGGGUAAGUCGAGCAGCCGCGCGAACGUCACCGUGCUGCCGGCGGCCAUCAUCAGCCGCGCGCCGGAGAACGCUCGCGUCCAGGUCGGCCAGAACCACAUGUUCGAGUGCGAGGCGUCCAUCGACUCGCUGCUCGACCUCGCCUACGUGUGGCUGCACAACGGGAUCCCGCUUGACCUCGAACACGACCUCCACUACGAGACGCGCAUCACCAACCGGCCGCCGGGAUACCUGCUCAUCAAGAACACGACCUUCAGCCAGGCGGGCGAGUACACGUGCGUCGUUAAGACGACGAUCGACGAGAUAGGACAGUCGGCGCGGCUGUUCGUCGAGGGGCCGCCGUCGGCGCCGAGCGGGGUCAGGGCGAGCGGGGUGACGCAGACGAGCGUGACGCUGCAGUGGAGCACGGGCGGCGACGGCGGGCACGCGAUCACUGGCUACGCGAUCGAGGCGAGCGACAACUACACCGACUCGUGGUUCAUCGUCAAGGAGAUCGCCGUGCGCGAGGACGAGCAGCGGCCCGACACGGACAUCGUCACGACGAUCGUCGACAACCUCUCGCCGUGGAACACGUACCAAUGCCGCGUGCGCGCCGUGAACGCCAUCGGCGUGAGCGUCCCCUCGGACGAGUCGUCGUCGUUCUUCACGCUGCCGGCCGCGCCCAACGUCGCGCCGUCCAACAUCGGCGGCGGCGGCGGCAAGAUCGGCGACCUGAAGAUCACGUGGACGCCGCUGACGAAGGACCUGUGGAACGCGCCGGGCAUCGGCUACAUCGUGCACUGGCGCAAGCUCGGUGUGCUGUCCGACUUUGAGAAGAAGCGCUUCGCGGAACAGCGCGGCCAGUACGUUCACCGCGUCGGCGAGGAGAACUUCUACCUCGAGUACGAGGUGCGGGUGCAGGCGUUCAAUGAGAUCGGCCUCGGCCCGAUGUCCAACGUGACGAUGAUCCUGUCGGCGGAGAACACGCCCGUCGUGACGCCGAUCGACAUGCAGGCGACGCCAUACAACUCGACGGCAAUCGAGGUCUACUGGACGCGCCUCGAUGACACGCGCGAGAACAUGCGCGGCCGCCUGCACGGAGUCCGCAUCGAGUACUGGAUGAAGGGCUCGCCCGAGGACGACUACGUCACGGCGAUCUUCCCCAACGCGUCGUCGCACGCCGUCAUCAUCGGCCUGCAGCCGAACACGCACUACCUCGUGCGCGUGAUGGCCUACAACUCGGCGGGCAACGGCGAGAAGAGCCAGGCGAUGCAGUCGUACACGUUCAAGGCUUCGCCGCUCACCGCGCCGACGGACGUGCGCGUCGCGACGCUCAACGACGAGAACCGCAUGCGCGUGACGUGGAACGGCAUCACGACGGGCCCGGACGAGGAGUCGCUCGAGGGAUACAAGAUCCGCAUCAUGCAAGCGCAUGAGAUCGACCCGACGAAGAACUUCGACUACAUCGUCGGACAGACGAACAGCUACAUCCUGACGGACCUACAGAGCGGCGUCGCUUUCCGGCUGCGAGUCCUCGGCUACAGUAACGGCGGCGACGGGAAGCAGAGCUCGGCCGUGCUCUUCCAGAUCACCGACCAGCAGUACGGCCACGCCGGGUACCGGCGGUCGGGCGCGCGCGCUCUCGCGGGAAGCUCGCUGCUGUUCUGCACAGUGUUCCUCAGCGCGGUUCUUUGCUGUUAAUGUUCUUGAGGGGUUCCUGUCGCGCAGGGAAUUCCUUGUCCACUCGUUUGGUUCACUGCCGUUGAUGUUCGCGACUCCCGUGCGAUCGAUCGCUCGAGGGAAUGCCGAACUGUUGUUCUAGCAUUGGGAGUUCCUCCCACAUGGUGUUAUUCAGUGUGGUUCAUCUGUGUUGUUCUCUGCUGUUAACGUUUACGUACAGUGUGAACGCCAUGCUGAUGUUCUCUUGCAUGCAGAAUUCUCUGUGUUGUGUUCCUUUGCUCGGUUUUUUGCUUGAGGAACGUUAUACCAUGGAGGGAAGGAAUGAGUGUUGUUGUGGCAGGGAACAACAGUAGGAAGUGUACAUUCCAUGUAAGGCCUAAGAUAAAAUAUUGCUUGUUUCCCCUUUACCGACCGACUCGCCAAAACGCCGCUACUCAACACAUUUUAUUGGCCGAUUAAAACAAAACAAAAGU